Herpailurus yagouaroundi (jaguarundi) is the source of this 1229-nucleotide messenger RNA. It is a transcript of the gene IL17F, whose product is annotated as interleukin 17F. NCBI's taxonomy places the organism in Eukaryota, Metazoa, Chordata, Mammalia, Carnivora, Felidae. The transcript has 2 exons. The record is from RefSeq and is a predicted model, not a curated record. Gene Ontology annotation, biological process: inflammatory response. Gene Ontology annotation, molecular function: cytokine activity. Gene Ontology annotation, cellular component: extracellular region. Bases 404 to 832 code for a protein of 142 amino acids.
UACUUUAUAUAGAACACUAGAUUUAAUCUUGUGAAUAUUAUUAUGAAGGGAGUAUUAUAACCCAGUUGGAAAGAAGAGAAACCAGAGAUUCAGUGAUGAGGCCAGGUCAAGAUUUAAACCCAGUCUCAGGUCCUUUUAAGCUUUCUGUCCCACUGUUGAGGAAGUCUCAGACUGUGGGAGUCUCAAUCACCAGGCUAAUGAGUAUAUACUCAGUUUGGCACCCUGAUAUCUUCAUGUAUGACUAUUCCCGUUUUCAGGUGAGGACCUGAGGUUCAGAGAGAAGCCCUGGUCCCACAAAAGACUGGGGAUGCUGAGUUCAGCUAGAGGAUGAGAGCAACUGACACCAGAGUUCCAAACCAACUCAACUUUCUCUAUUUUGCAGGUUAAGUCCCUGCUGCUGCUGAUGUUGGGGCUCACCCUCCUGAGGGAGGUGACAGCCCGGAAAAACCCUAAAGCAGGGGAUACAGCCCUGUGCCCUCCCCUGGAGGAUAACAGCGUGAGGGUCGACAUUCGCAUCCUCAGGCAAAACCAGGGGGGUAUUUCCAUCUCAAAUGAUUUCCAGAACCGCUCCAGUUCCCCCUGGGAUUACAACAUCACCCGGGACCCCAACCGGUUCCCCUCGGAGAUCGUGGAGGCCCAGUGCAGGCACUCGGGCUGCAUCAACGCCGAGGGGCAGGAAGACAGCUCCAUGAAUUCCGUUCCCAUCCAGCAGGAAUUCCUGGUCCUGCGGAGGGAGCCCCAGGGCUGCUCUCGCACCUUCCGGCUGGAGAAGGUGCGGGUGACUGUGGGCUGUACCUGUGUCACCCCCAUCGUCCGCUACGUGCGCGCCUGAACGGCCGCUUGGCUGAAGAAGCUGGAAAAUGCCAUUCCUUACCCAGCGCUCUUCAGCCAGUCCUGUGCGGUCCCAAUUUUCUCCACUUCAUAGGCCUCUUGAUAAGACCUGUGCGGAAUUCUCAAAGCUCUGUAGUAGGUAUAGUGUUAGGUUUCUGGGGCGCCUCCAAAUCAUAGCAUAGUCCUGAGCGGUUCCACUGCCCCAGCCCCCUGAAAAUGGCCGGAGGAGAAUGAAGGCGCCCUUGGCCUGCUCUGUUUACGUGCAGCGAUGACCACUUCCUAGCCACAUCAACACUGUGAUACGGUGCCACUCCCCGAGAAUUCUGUUGGCAAAUUGGGGCUCUGCGCCAUGUGGAUGAAAAUGUAAAAAAUACAACCACAAUGUAAGAGUGUGUGGG